Messenger RNA from Exophiala bonariae, 1023 nucleotides. RefSeq lists its product as uncharacterized. NCBI's taxonomy places the organism in Eukaryota, Fungi, Ascomycota, Eurotiomycetes, Chaetothyriales, Herpotrichiellaceae. The coding region runs from base 1 to 1023 and encodes 340 amino acids. The record is from RefSeq and is a predicted model, not a curated record. The transcript has a single exon.
AUGGACAAGCAGUGGAAACCAAGGAGCAGCAUCGCCGUCUUUGUCUCAGCCCUACACCUUUUAGACCUCGACAAUCUCAAGGACUGGCCAUCAUUCACCAUCUCAACAUUCCAAAGCAAAUCGACAAGUCAAACCCUACAGGCAAAAAUCAAAGCGACAGAAUGGGCCCUUUACCAUCUGUUUCAGAUCUAUUCUCCCGACUCAACCCGUCAGGUCUUGAACCCAAAUUUCCCACCCAAAACACCCAUUCAGUCUCUCAACCUCCGGGCAGGCCUCUUCAAGCUUCUGACCGAGCUUAAGAAGAAUGCGCUAUUACCCAGGGAGACGAUUCUUCGGAAGACUAUGCUUGACGAGUGCAAAGGCGACAAGUAUGAGGACCUAUUGGCAGCUUUUGCCAUGCUGGUCUUGAGAAAGGUCCUUCUUGAGAGGAAGGGAACAGCCGUGGCCACCAGCAGCUCAGCAAAACCUGAAAAUGUUGUACCUUUGAUUAUCGCCCAUCAUGUGUCUCUGCAGAGCAAACUCAGACAGCGAGAAACGAUGCGUGGAGAAGCUCGAGAUCAUGCGAAUUCUUUAGAGGCUAAGAGGAUGGACCUGGCAUCGAGACUUCAAGCUCUAUCUGCGCCUGAAGAGCUCGAUGAUAGAAAGUCUAGUCAGGCGGAUGAUAACGUCUUACGAGAGAAAGUGGUCGACACAUUCGCAGCCCACCCACAAUGGGCGAAAUUUUUGUUCGAUGGGGAUGUUCAUGAAGCAUCUACACCAGUCGGCUCAAGCGGAACCUCACCGUUCCAACAAGAGAAUCAGCCUAUGUCGCACCUAAGAUCGUUACUAUCACAGCAAAAGACCCGCAUCCAGCACCUUGAAGAUUUACAAGCAUCGCUUCUAUCCGAUGACCCUGGCCAACCAACGGUAAUACCAUUCGACCAUCCGAAGCAGGUUCAGCGUGGAAAUUUCCCUGCAAACGCAGCUUCAAUAUUACGUUUCGACAAACACAAAGCAAUCAAUCUCAACAGCACUCCCGUAUGA